Molecule: messenger RNA, 714 nt
Organism: Mercenaria mercenaria
Lineage: Eukaryota; Metazoa; Mollusca; Bivalvia; Venerida; Veneridae
Exons: 1
Coding region: 1-714 (237 amino acids)
Biological process (GO): transmembrane transport
Molecular function (GO): nitrate transmembrane transporter activity
Source: RefSeq, a predicted model, not a curated record
AUGACGGAAACAGAGGGAAAUAAUCGCUGUUGUAAGAUCUUCAGAAAGAUUCAAGCCAAAAGUAUCGAGGUAGAUGAUAUUGGUAGAGCAAAAUCCUUUCGAAUAUGCAGUUUACAAAGGCCACACAUGCGCUCCUUUCAUACGUCUUGGUUCUGCUUCUUUAUUGCUUUUACAGCAUGGUUUGGUAUUCAGCCACUUAUACCAACGAUAAGAAAGGAACUAGGUCUCUCUAAAAAAGAAGUUGCACGAUCCGGUAUUGCUAGUAUUUCGGCAACAAUCGCUGUUCGUAUCGUUGUUGGUCCAUUGUGUGACAAAUUUGGUCCAAAGCGAGUGAUGUCUGGUUUGCUGAUCGUAGGUGCCAUCCCUCUUGCAUUUUGCGGUUUGAUAAGAGAUGGGACUGGUCUUAUCAUAGUUCGACUUUGUGUCGGUAUUCUUGGAGGAGCAUUUAUACCUUGCCAGUUCUGGACAUCUGCCACGUUCAAUGUGAAGAUUGUUGGUACUGCCAAUGCUUUAGUUGGAGGCUGGGGUAAUCUCGGAGGAGGGUUCACUUUUAUCAUAAUGCCUGCCCUAUUUGAACUGGUCAAGCUAUGCGGGGCGAAUGAAUUCCUCGCUUGGAAAAUUGCUCUCGUUAUUCCAGCCUUUAUUGUUAUUGGGUUUGGUCAGUAUAAUGUUUAUAUAUAUUUCACUUCAAACUGUGAUGCACUUAUAUUAUAA